CUGUGUCACAAGCACCGAGACCAGUUUUGGAGGCCUUACAUCAGUGUCACCAGUCUGCAGCCCAAGCCCCAGAGGACCGUGCUGGUACCGUCAAGGUACAGGGCCCGCGGGCCGUGCGGAUACCUGGUGGUGUCAUGCAGCUGGUGGCCACCACUUGUUCACAGCAGUUGUCAGGCCAGUCUGUGCUUUUCGAGCCUCCUGAGUCCGGGCUGCCAGUUGGGUUGCUGGCCUCUCCAUGUUUGGUCCAGGUGGAUAAGGGUGUUGCCUAUAUCCCAGUCACUAAUGUGGGAACAGCGGAAGCUGUCCUCCACCCACGGACCCAUUUAGGAGUGAUCAGCCAAGCUACUGUUGUUAGCCUCCCUGCUGGUGUUAGCGAGGAACACUCUUUUCCCAUUACAGUUUCCUCCCAUACAACCAGCAGCCCUGCUCAAGACAUGGUGGAUGCGAUUGACCUGUCUGCUCUCAUUGAGUCAGAGCAACAUGAGGUACGGUUACUUUUGCAGAAGUACCGCUCUGUUUUCUCCACUCAUGAGGGAGACUUGGGCUGCACGAACCUUAUCUCGCACGAUAUACCUCUGCUUGAUGACGUACCCGUCCGGCAGAGGUAUAGGCGGAUUCCUCCUUCUGAUUAUGAGGCCGUCAGGGCCCAUAUCAAUCAGCUAUUGGAGGCCCAGGUAAUUAGGGAGAGUAGCAGUCCGUAUGCCUCCCCCAUCGUGUUGGUCCGCAAGAAGGAUGGAAGUCUCCGUUUGUGCGUUGACUAUCGUUUGCUGAAUAGCAAAACGAGGAAGGACGCCUUCCCGCUACCUCGCAUUGAGGAAAGUCUGGAUGCCCUUGCUGGCGCACGCUGGUUUUCUACCAUCGACCUGGCCAGUGGGUACAACCAGGUGCCAGUCUCUGAGCAGGAUAAGCCUAAGACCGCUUUUUGCACGCCGUUUGGCCUGUUCGAAUGGAAUCGAAUGCCAUUCGGGCUGUGCAAUGCUCCUGGUACUUUUCAGCGCCUAAUGCAGCGGAUGUUCGGGGAUCAGCAGUGUCAGUCGCUACUGCUGUACCUGGACGACAUCAUUGUGUUUUCCUCGUCCGUUUCUCAGCAUCUGCAACGGCUAGAGAUGGUGAUGAAAAGGCUGCAGCAAGAGGGGCUCAAGGCUAAGCUAGAAAAGUGUGCCUUUUUCCAGCAGAAGGUUAACUACUUGGGCCAUGUAAUCUCUUGUGAGGGUGUCUCCACAGAUCCAGCCAAGGUUGACGCAGUAGCCAAGUGGCAGUGUCCUCGUUCCGUGUCAGAGUUGCGAUCCUUUUUGGGUUUCGCCAGCUAUUAUCGGCGCUUUGUGGAGGGGUUUGCCACAUUGGCGGCUCCCCUGCAUCAAGUGGUGGCUAAAUUGGCUGGCACCAAGACAAAGAAGGGCUCGGGACAGAGUUUGAGUGCUAUCUGGACACCUCAGUGUGAGGAGAGUUUUGAGGCCCUGAAAGCCAAACUUGUGUCUGCCCCUGUGCUGGCGUAUGCUGAUUUCACACGUCCAUUCAUAUUGGAGAUUGACGCCAGUCACAGUGGCUUGGGUGCAGUCCUCUCCCAAGAAGUAGAGGGUGCUGUCCGGCCAGUGGCUUAUGCCAGUCGAGGUCUCCGGCCCCAUGAGCGCAAUAUGGACAAUUACAGCUCUAUGAAGCUGGAGUUUCUUGCGCUCAAGUGGGCCAUGGCCGAGAAGUUCCGGGAGUACUUGCUGGGGCACAAGUGUGUGGUUUACACUGAUAACAACCCACUCAGUUACCUCUCUUCAGCUAAGCUGGGUGCCACCGAGCAGAGGUGGGCCUCCCAGCUGGCGGCAUUCGACUUUGAGAUUAAGUAUCGCUCAGGCCGCAGUAAUAGGAAUGCUGAUGCUCUCUCCCGACAGUAUGAGACGAGCUCCAGCCUGGCCGAGGGCGUGUUGCCUGGGACUCCCAUCCCCACUUCGCUUCAGCAGGCUCCGUGUCCAGCAGUGCUGCCCGCUGUUACUCAGUCGGAGAUUGGGGCCUUUCCGUCUCAUUCUCCAGGGGAUAUUCGUGCUUUGCAGGAGGCUGAUCCCCUCCUCAAGGAUUUCUUGGUAUACUGGAGGAGGCAGUCCCCGCCCUCUUCGGUGGAAAGGAGUCAGCUCCCCAAACCAGUCAUGGUUCUGCUGCGUCAGUGGGAUCGUCUGGUGGAGAAGGAUGGCAUCCUUUAUCGCCGUAUUUUGCGUCCGGGUGGAGGUGAGGAAGCCCUCCAACUUGUUCUUCCAGAGGCUCUGAAGCCUGAGACCUUGAGGCAGCUGCACCAGGACCAUGGGCACCAAGGUAUUGAGCGUACCACCGAACUGGUCAGGCAGCGUUGCUAUUGGCCCGGGAUGUCGUCUGACAUCAAGCAAUGGGUCCAGCGUUGUGAACGCUGUCAGGUCGCAAAGGACUCAGAGUUGGGGUCUCAUAGUUAUAUGGGUCACCUGUUGGCGUCUAGGCCAAAUGAGAUCCUGGCCAUAGACUUCACCGUGUUGGAACCUUCCCGUAGUGGAGUUGAAAACGUCUUGGUUAUGACUGACGUUUUUAGCAAAUACACUGUUGCAGUCCCUACCCGGGACCAGCGGGCCUCUACUGUGGCCCAGGCCCUAUUAACAGAGUGGUUUUUCAAGUUUGGCGUUCCUAGCCGCCUCCACUCUGACCAGGGUAGAAACUUUGAGAGUUUGGUGAUGCAACAGCUAUGUGAGUUGUAUCGGGUAGCCAAGUCCCGUACAACCCCUUACCACCCAGCGGGUAAUGGGCAGUGUGAACGGUUUAACCGAACCCUCCAUAACCUCCUUCGGACCCUGCCAUCAUCUCGGAAACGCAACUGGGCUGCAUGCUUACCACACGUGCUCUUUUGCUAUAAUAGCACGCCCCAUCAGGGCACUGGAGAGUCGCCCUUUUUCCUGAUGUUUGGCAGGGAUCCUAGGCUGCCUAUUGAUUUCCUUCUAGGCCGGGUUCAGGACCCAGUGCCUGGAGAGGUUCAGGACUGGGUGGCCGAGCAUCAAGCCAGGUUAAUGGUGGCUUUUGAGGGAGCUCGGGCACGGUUGUCGUUGGCUGCUGACCGUCGCAAGGAGCGCCAUGACCAGAGAGUCCACCCUGUUCCUUUAAAGGUCGGUCAGCUGGUGUAUCUUCGAGAUCACAGCGCCCGGGGUCGGCACAAGAUCCAGGACCUAUGGAGCUCUGUGGUCUAUCAGGUGUUGAGGGCACCCCAAGAGAAUGGGGCUGUUUAUACCAUUGCCCCCGUGGGAGAUUUGGAGAAGGUUCGACAUGUCCAUCGCGACAUGUUGAAGGCACAGGUCAGCCCGGGGCCUCCUGCACCUGGUCCACAGGCUCCACCCCCGCCUGUGCCUGCUGACUCAGAGCGGACCUCUCUGAGUGAUGAUGAGUUGUGGCUCCUUGUCCCUGAGGUACCUUCACAACCUGUGGCGUCAUCUUCUGAUGCCUCUAGAGUUCCAUCGGUGGAGCUCAGGUCUACUCCCAGUGUGAUUGUAGCACCCUCGACCUCUGCUCCCCCAGGUUCUUCCUCAGGCUCUGUUGAACAGUCUGAGGUGAGUGGGUCACACUUGCGGAGAACAGCACGUUCAACAGCUGGUCAGCACUCGAAUGUACAUCACUUGCCACGUCCUGUUGAAUCUGCACCAGUCGCUAAUGCGCAGCUUGCCGUAUUCAGGCCAUGGUCAACCACGAUGGACCUCGAGGAGCUGGCAGAGACUGUGUCCCAAACACUCUGGAACCUACAACUCGACCAACUCAAAGAGGUGUGUGCUGAAGCUAAAAUCCCUAGUGGAAAUGUCACAACAAGACGAGCGUUAAUAAAAUUAAUUACAGAAUCUAUGGACAAGGUUAUUAAUGAUGAAGAGCAGGAUGUUGCACUCUACUAUCUAAAGAAAAUGUUAGAAAGUGUCGACCCAGCGAUAGGGAGCACCAGAAACACAGAAAGUGGAGGAAAUACAACAAGCUCGCCACAAGGAACUCAGGAAACAAGGGAAGACAUUAAUUUAGCAGAGAGAUACGCACAGCUCCAGAGAAACAGCGAAGCGCUGCAGGAAGAAAUUAGGAGGCUGAGUGAAAGGGUGGAGAGGACACCACCAAGUCAGCCAACCACCUCACAAAAUGUGUUUCCUGUCGCAGCCAACCGCCUUUCGGAAGUGACGAUAAGGAGGGAAUUCAAGAUCUGUGGUCAAAUUGGGGAAAAGGGCCAAAAGGACAGACUCUCAUACACCAACCUGAUGCAUCAGAUCGACAGAGGUCUGAACAAAGGACACAGUGAAGCGGAGGUUAUAGAGGCUGUGGUGAAGUCUGUCAGCCCAGGUUUGAGUCUUAGAGACAUGCUUGAGAUAAAACGUGACCUCACCCUUCCCCAAUUGAAGGCCAUAUUGAAGGGACAUUUUAAAGAAGACAGCACCACAGAUUUGUAUCACAGACUAGUGAACGUCACACAAGACAGCCGUGAGUCUCCCCAAAACUUCCUCUUCAGAGCAAUUGAGUUAAAAGAGAGGCUGUUGCUCGCAUCGGAAGACACAGGGUCCGAUGAACAAUACAGCCCUGAGCUCAUCCAGAAGAAAUUCUUGAGGUCGGUUAGUACUGGGCUACUGAGUGACCCUAUCAAGUUUCAGCUCAAGCCCUAUCUGGAUGACCCUCGGGUGACAGAUGAAACCCUCAUUGAUAAGAUGAAUGAAGCAGCUAGUGUUGAAUCAGAAAGGCAAUUGAAGCAAAAGAAAACUACUGGCAGCAAAUCUGUAAAAGUAAAUGAACUCCAGACAGAAAGGCCAGCCAGUCAAUUGGGUCUGGGUGUAGCCGAAACUAGGUUGGGGACUCAAGAGCAAUCAGCUGAAGUGGUGAAACCCAAGAGCCGCAGAACACCUGUUGUAGCUGCUUCCCGAGAGUCAGAGCUGCAUGAAACGGUCAGGCUGCUGAGAGAGGAGAUGGCUGAAUUAAGGAGGAGCAUCACCACCCCUCAAGGCCCCACUCGCCCACUAAGAACCAGUGGGAGGAGGGGAUGUAAGGCAUGCCAGGAGCAGGGAACCAAUGAUGGGUGUGAACACUGCUUCAAGUGUGGCCAGACAGGACACCUCUCCAGAGGCUGUAGAGGGCGAAGGGGGGCAGCAGAAAGAUCGGAGGGCACUCAAGCGGCAAUCCAGACCAUCGCCCCUCCCAAAUCAUUAAUUCCCAUCCAUGCUGAAGCAGACGACAAGUUGCAUGAACUGCUUUGGAAUCGAAUAAGACAGCUGGAGGCAGAAUUAGAGCAGAGUGGCAAGGCUAAAGAGACUGUGGGUGCCACGUAUGCCAGUCAUCUCUCACUACGCUGUCAGGCUAAGCUGAGAGCCCUGAUCGGGAAGAAGUGUAUGGUGGAUUGUUUCUUUGAAGGGGUAGAAACACAAGCAUUGUGGGAUACGGGUUCACAGGUGACUAUCAUUAAUGAGAACUGGAGGAAGUCCUGCUUUCCACAUAUCCAACUGAGAAGCACAAGUGAACUCCUAGGUGAGGAUGAGGCUCUGGUGGGCAAAGCAGCGAACCAAACACCCAUACCCUUCGCAGGUUGGGUUGAGCUAAAAUUUAGACUGGGGUCAACUAGAGAUCCACAGCCAGAGUUAGUUGUCCCCGUGCUUGUCUCAAAAGAGCCAGGAGUAGCAGAGCCACCUAUCAUUGGCUAUAAUGUGAUUGAGCAUUUUGUAAAGGAUGGAAUGGCACAGCAUCCAGACAUUACACCUGCUGUGGUAAAGGAAGCCUUCUCAAUUGAUUGUAAGAAAGCGGAAGUGCUAAUUAACAUCGUGCAGCGCUGCUACAAAAAUGAUGAGGAGGGUGUGGUGAAAGUUGGGAGACAAAAGAUAGUGAUUCCAGCUGGACAAAGCAGGGAGGUUAAGUGCAGUGUGAGGACAGGUCCCCUCCCUCUGAAACAGGAGGUUCUUUUUGAACCAGAGGACAUUUCAAAACUACCAGAGGGAGUUAACCUGAAUGAAACUGUCAUUGGCCUGCAGAGGGGAACCCGGUCCAGGGUGGUUAUUCCGGUCACGAAUGACGGCAGCCAUGACAUCAUCCUCCUCCCUCAUGCAGUGUUGGGACGACUACAGCAAGUGAAGGCUAUUUACCCAGUAGACGUGAGACCAGUAAGUGCUGAAAACAUGGGCAAGUUGAUGUGUGCUAGUGAAAACACAGGGAGCACCGUCAGCGCCCCAGAACAGCACAAAGGGGAGUAUGAAGAGGUGGGCAGUUGCAGCCAAGAUUUAUGGGACCCACCUGUGUCAGUUAAUCACCUGACCCCUGAUCAGCAGGAGCAGGUGAGAAAAGUCCUGCGUGAAGAGUGUGCUGCAUUUUCAAAAGAUGAGAGCGAUGUGGGAUGCAUCCCCUCCCUGAAGUUAAAGAUCAGAUUGAAUGACACAACCCCAGUAAGACGCACAUACAUCUCAGUCCCCAAGCCACUCCACAAGGAGGUGAAGGAGUAUUUGGAGGACCUGUUGAACAGAGGAUGGAUUCAGAAAUCCCGAUCCCCCUACUCAUCACCCAUCGUCUGCGUGCGCAAGAAGGAUGGAAGUCUGCGUCUCUGCGUGGAUUACCGUGAGUUGAACCGGAAAUCCAUUCCUGACCGUCACCCCAUCCCUCGUGUUCAAGACAUGUUAAACAGCCUGACUGGGAGUGCAUGGUUCUCAGUGUUGGACCAGGGCAAGGCGUACCACCAGGGUUUCCUGGAGGAAAGUAGCAGACCCCUCACAGCCUUUAUCACACCUUGGGGCUUAUAUGAGUGGGUAAGGAUUCCCUUUGGUUUGUCCUCGGCUCCAGCAGAGUUCCAGCGCAGUAUGGAAGAGUGCCUUGCAGGCUUGAGGGAUGAAAUAUCUCAGCCAUAUCUGGAUGACAAUUUGGUCCACAGCAGAUCAUUUGAGGACCACCUGCGUGAUCUGAGGGAGGUCCUGCGCCGCUAUCAAGCGCACGGGGUGAAGUUAACCCCCAAAAAGUGUGAAGUGUUCAAGGACAAGGUGAAAUUCCUGGGAAAGAUUGUAUCCAAAGAUGGCUACUGCAUGGACCCUGCUGAACUGGCACCAGUGCAAGCACUAAAAAACCGCAAACCUGAGACUGUGGGAGACCUAAGGAAAAUGCUAGGUUUCCUGUCAUACUAUCGCCCCUACAUUCCAAACUUCUCACGCACUGCCAAGCCACUAUACCAGCUGCUAUCGACCGGAAAGAUUCAAGUGAUUACUGACAGAAGAUCAACGGUAACCAGGCACAAAGGACAGCGGAAGAAACCAGACCAACUCCACUCAAGCCAGCCAAUCACAUGGACGGAACAACACCAGGCAGUGCUAUGUCAGCUUAUAGAACACCUGCUGAGUCCACCACUUCUGGCAUACCCUGACUUCGAAAGACCAUUUGUGCUGCACUGUGAUGCCUCUCAAGAAGGGCUUGGUGCAGUCCUGUACCAGAGACAGCAGGGCAAACUGGUUGUCAUUGGGUAUGGGUCGAGAACUCUAACAGCUCCAGAAACUAACUACCACCUCCACUCUGGAAAGCUAGAGUUUCUAGCAAUGAAGUGGGCAAUCUGUGAGAGAUUUCGGGAGUAUCUGUAUUACGCACCUUCUUUCACUGUGUAUACGGACAACAAUCCGUUGACCUAUGUCCUGACUACAGCGAAGUUAAAUGCUACAACACACCGGUGGGUUGCUGAGCUAGCCGAUUUUAACUUCUCAAUCAAGUAUCGGCCGGGAAGGGCUAAUGGCGAUGCUGACGGGUUAUCGCGGAUGCCACUAGACAUGGAGGAGUACAUGCGCACAUGCUCACAGGAAAUGAAACCAGAGGUAAUCACACCUGCGACACAGGCGCUUCAGCUGAAAUUCCGUGAACAUGAGCCAUGGAUGUGUCUGGCUACCAUAACCACAGCAUGUGCUGAUGUAGAGCAUGAACGAGUAAUGGCCCCAGUGACACAGAUCUCCAAAGAGACACUAAAGAAAGCACAGGAGGAUGAUCCAGUCAUUGGCAGGGUGCGAGAAUAUGUUAUGACAGGACAAUGGCCUCCUCGGAGAGGAAGAGACAGGGGUGAACACACUUCAGUUCUAAGCCGGGAAAAGAGUAAGCUGUACCUUGACAAAGACAACAUCCUGUACAGGAAAUCCUCUGCUCGAGCUCAGCUAGUGUUACCCACAAAAUUCCAUCAGCUGGUGUACAAGGAGCUCCAUGAGGAGAUGGGACAUCUCGGAGUGGAGCGGACACUCGCCUUGGUCCGUGAUCGAUUCUAUUGGCCACAUAUGCAAAGACAUGUGGAACAUUAUGUGACCAAGGUGUGCAGUUGCUUGAAACGGAAACGUCCAGGCAAACCAACCAGAGCACCGUUGGUCAACAUUGUCACCACAUACCCUUUUGAGAUGGUCUCAAUAGACUUCCUGCAUCUGGAGAGUUGUAAAGGAGGAUAUGAGUACAUUCUAGUCGUGAUGGAUCAUUUCACCCGGUUUGCACAGGCAUACGCAUGCACCAACAAGUCAGCAAGAACAGCAGCAGAAAAGGUUUUUGGAGAUUUUGUGCUCAAAUUUGGAUUCCCUGCCCAGUUACAUCAUGAUCAGGGAAAGGAGUUUGAGAACCAGCUGUUUGCCACCCUGGAAAGGUACUGUGGAAUCCAGGGGUCACGCACAACACCUUACCAUGCAGCGGGGAACGGUCAGGUGGAGAGGUUUAAUCGGACACUCCUUUCCAUGUUGAGGAGCCUGGCAGAGGAAGCCAAGGCAGACUGGAAAAACUCCUUGAGCAAAGUGGUGCAUGCGUAUAACUGCACACGGAGUGAAGCAACAGGAUAUGCCCCAUAUUAUCUUCUCUAUGGCAGAAACCCCCGCCUACCAGUGGACAUCAUGUUUGGCCUGGUUCCAGGUGACCAGAGUUCUUCUCACAGUGAUUAUGUCCGUAAGUGGAGAAGUAGGAUGCAAGAGGCAUACAGAUUGGCAUCAGAAACAGCUCAGAAAGAGAGGAACAGAGCGAAAAGGCAGUACGAUCGGAAGGCUCAUGGAGUUGAACUGCAACCGGGAUGUCGAGUGCUAGUACGGAACUUCAGAGACCGGGGUGGGCCCGGAAAGCUAAGGUCUUACUGGGAGGAGCGAGUACAUAUUGUGUUAGAAAGAAAGCACAAAGACAGCCCUGUCUAUGCCGUACAGCCAGAGAGAGGACCAGGGAAAGUGAGAGUUCUGCACAGGAACCUCCUACUGCCCUGUGACUUUCUCCCCGUUCAGGAGGAGAAGCUGGAGAAAAACAAGAAUGGGAAGGAGGAUGCCAAACAACAAAGAAAAGGAAAGACCCAAGAAAAGCAGCAGGAGAGUGACCACGACAGCAGUUCAGAGGAUGAGGGUGACUGGGGAAUUAUCACCACACAAUCUGCAGAAUCACCCACCCAGAUCAGAAGUCAGCUGAGGGCAGAGGCAGAGGAGUUCCAGCCAGAAGAAGCUAACGGAGAACUGUCAAGUGGUGGUGUCAGCAGCGAGUGCCUAGACGAGGGUGAGAAAGGUGGACUGGAGUCAAGUGCAGAGGAGGAGGAGGUAGGGCGAAGUGAGCUGUCUGGGGAGGAGAACGGAAGAAGUCAAGAACAGGUGUUGUCAUCUGAUGAAGAAGACGAGGGAGAGCCCAACUCACAGCCAGUUCCCACAAGAAAGUAUCCUUUUCGAUGCAGAAAUCCACCCAAGACACUCACGUAUGACACCUUAGGUCAGCCGUCAGUCAUAAACAGACACAAAUGAUGUCCACAGCUAAAAAAAAAAAAAAAAA
Molecule: messenger RNA, 9732 nt
Organism: Pelmatolapia mariae (spotted tilapia)
Lineage: Eukaryota; Metazoa; Chordata; Actinopteri; Cichliformes; Cichlidae
Exons: 2
Coding region: 135-9704 (3189 amino acids)
Biological process (GO): DNA integration
Molecular function (GO): zinc ion binding; nucleic acid binding
Source: RefSeq, a predicted model, not a curated record